AUGGGUUCUACCGCCAUCAUGCCAAAACUUACCCUCUAUCGAACAAACGGCUCCUGCUCCUUAAUUCCCCACGCCAUUCUUCUUCACUACAAUAUUCCCUUCAACACAAUCCGUCUCAAACCAGGUCCAAAUGGAUACGAAGCGGCGGACGGAAGUUUCACCAACGCUGAAUACCACGCCAUACAUCCAAGAGGUUAUGUCCCCGCCUUGGCCGUCGACAACGACAUCAUCACCGAGAUGCCAGCUAUUCUGACCUAUCUAUCGUCCCUACUUCCUAAAGAGAAUCUCUUGGGUGUCACACCAUUCCAGAAUGCCAAGGUAGUGGAGUGGUUGGUAUUUCUAUCAGGAACUUUACAUGGUCUUGGAUAUGGUGCCUGGCUACGACCGGGGAGGUUCAGCGAUGAUGUAUCAGCUCAUGAUGGUAUUCGUGUCAAGGGAAAAGAUGUUAUACAUCAGUCAUUCAAGAGGAUUGAUAAUGGUUACAAAGAGAGUCUAUUUGCAGUUGGAAAAGCUUUGACAGUUGUUGAUUUCAAUGUUUAUGUUUUUGCACGCUGGGCACACGAGGUGGAAAUUGAUUUGGAAAAAGAGUAUCCGUCCUAUUAUCAACACUUGAAGAGAAUUGAGAAGUUGGAGGGCGUAAGAGAGGCAGUCAAGGUUGAGGAGCUACAGGAAUUGUUUCAUGGCCCUUGA
Molecule: messenger RNA, 690 nt
Organism: Fusarium poae
Lineage: Eukaryota; Fungi; Ascomycota; Sordariomycetes; Hypocreales; Nectriaceae
Exons: 1
Coding region: 1-690 (229 amino acids)
Source: RefSeq, a predicted model, not a curated record